AUGCCAUCUAAAGCACCCACAUCGAUUGGAAAUACUGAGUAUCCAAAAAAUAUCAAGAUUCCUGCCAAUUUUACUAUUCCGGCCGGAAAUGAUUUUAAGUUUCAUUUGUACCUUGCCGGAUUUGCCUGGUUCCUAUGUGAUACUAGUAGUAAUAAAUGGAUUCCGGAUCAAUGGCGCUCAGUAUAUUUUAACAACAAAGACGAAAUCUCCGGUUACCCCGUUUCACCUGUGGCUGUAUUAGAUACAAGAAAUGGUCAAUUACAUGUUCAAUCAGCUAUUCCAGAACAUGAUACUUCAUCAAUGAUCGUAACUGUUAUUAACGACGCACCAUCAACUGAUCCAACGAAAAAUACUCCAUCCGAGCUUGUUUCU
Messenger RNA from Cetraspora pellucida, 372 nucleotides. The record is from the annotation of a GenBank genome assembly. Lineage: Eukaryota; Fungi; Glomeromycota; Glomeromycetes; Diversisporales; Gigasporaceae.